Molecule: messenger RNA, 1023 nt
Organism: Dibothriocephalus latus
Lineage: Eukaryota; Metazoa; Platyhelminthes; Cestoda; Diphyllobothriidea; Diphyllobothriidae
Source: the annotation of a GenBank genome assembly
AUGGCUUUUCUGGCCCCUGCAAAUACCGGAUUCGAUGAACCUGGUUCUGCCCCCCAGGAAACUCUUUUUGGUUUUUCUUUUAAAUUAUUGGCCGACGACGAGCACUACAUUCCACGUGCCGUACUGCUUGAUUUGGAGCCCCGAGUCAUUAAUGGCAUCCUGAGCUCAUCCUACUCUCGCCUUUACAACCCCGAAAACAUUUACAUGUCAAAGGGCGGUGGCGGUGCGGGCAAUAAUUGGGCUGCUGGCUACACCCAAGGCGAGAAAUUACAGGAAGAGGUUUUCGAUAUUAUUGACCGUGAGGCUGAGGGAAGCGACAGCCUGGAGGGGUUCAUAAUGACACACUCGAUCGCCGGUGGUACCGGGUCUGGUAUGGGCUCCUUCCUCCUCGAACACCUCAAUUCGCACUUUCCAAAGAAGCUGAUUCAGACUUAUUCCGUGUUUCCAAACGUAGAGGACACCAGUGAUGUUGUCGUCCAGCCCUACAAUAGUCUACUGACUCUCAAGAGGCUCACACUUAAUGCGGACUGCGUCGUUGUAUUGGACAACACUGCUCUCCAUCGAAUCGCCACUGAUCGCCUUCACAUUGGGAAUCCCUCCUUUGCACAGAUCAACCAGCUGGUCUCGAAGGUUAUGUCUGUCAGCACGGCUACUCUGCGGUAUCCUAGUUACAUGAACAACGAUCUGAUUGGGCUAAUAGCUCCGCUGACACCCACGCCUCGACUGCACUUCCUCAUGACUGGCUAUACUCCUCUCACCACCGAGACUGAGGUCGCGAACGUUCGCAGAACCACCGUGUGUGACGUCAUGCGGCGUUUGCUGCAACCGAAGAACAUGAUGGUCUCAACGCCACCCCAGCGCAACGUUGACCACUGUUACAUUUCUAUCCUGAAUAUAAUUCAAGGUGAGUGCUUUGUGUUUGGCCCAGUGUUAACUCAUGCUAUUUUUACCACACACGAACACACUGUACCUUGUUAUCUUCUGAUGUGCCAGUUUGUUACGGCCUGCGCCUGGUAUAUGUAA